Messenger RNA from Exophiala mesophila, 2205 nucleotides. RefSeq lists its product as uncharacterized. Gene Ontology annotation, cellular component: Mpp10 complex; nucleolus; small-subunit processome. The transcript has a single exon. Gene Ontology annotation, biological process: rRNA processing. The record is from RefSeq and is a predicted model, not a curated record. Bases 74 to 964 code for a protein of 296 amino acids. Gene Ontology annotation, molecular function: rRNA primary transcript binding; snoRNA binding. NCBI's taxonomy places the organism in Eukaryota, Fungi, Ascomycota, Eurotiomycetes, Chaetothyriales, Herpotrichiellaceae.
AUUACGAACCUCGAACUACGAACUACGAACUACGAACAGUCUACCACCCCCUUUUGCGUCUCAGCCAGCAGCCAUGCUGCGCAGACAAGCUAGGGAACGGCGUGACUACAUCUACCGUCGCGCCCUCCAACUCCGAGAUGCUAGUAUUGCUGAGAAAAGGGCGUUGUUGAAAAAGUCUUUGGCCACAGGCAAACCUCUUGAUCACGCUGUCGCAAAUGACAAGUCUCUGAGAAAAGACUUCCGGUUCGACGAAUCUCUCGAUCCCGAGACCGCAGCAGCCCAGGCAUCACUCGAUGAUGAGUAUGCCCUGCUGUCAGGCCUUUCCGAUCCUCGUCCUCUUGUCACCACCUCACGAAGUCCUUCCACUCGCCUCAGUGCCUUUUCCAAAGAGAUCAGACUCCUCCUUCCAACUUCCAUACGCCUCAAUCGAGGGAACACCAUCCUGCCGAAUUUAAUCUCGAGCGCCAAAGCCGCCGCUCUGACUGACAUCAUUCUACUUCAUGAGCAUCGCGGUACGCCGACUGCGAUGACUAUCUCCCAUCUCCCCCACGGUCCAACGGCAUCCUUCUCCCUUCAUAACGUCAUCUUACGAGCCGAUAUCCCAGAUGCAUCCCGUGGCACAGUCUCCGAAUCGUACCCUCACCUCAUUUUUGAAGGCUUCACCACUCGCCUGGGGAAACGAGUCGUCCAGAUUCUAAAACAUAUCUUUCCACCCCGAGACGGACCCCACAAAGUGGGAAACAGAGUAGUCACAUUCAAAAAUGUUGAGGACAGUAUUGAAGUUAGACAUCACGUCUUUGUCCAGACAAGCUAUCGAGAUGUCGAACUAGCAGAAGUCGGCCCGCGGAUGACGAUGAGAUGCUUCGAGAUACGGGGAGACACUUUGGAGAAGGAUUCUGGGGGCGAAGUCGAGUGGGCAUUAACUCAAUACACGAGGACUUCAAGAAAGAAGGACUAUUUGUGAGCAAGGCUUCUCCUAAGGUAGCGAUCCUACCCUUGCUCGAAAGUGGUUAAGGGAACGCAUUGAUAUGUGAGGCUCCCUAUUCUUCUGGUGGUCGAUGUGUGUGAAAAGCACAAAAGCACGUCUGCCAAGCAAAUUCUAGACAGCACCAUCAGUCCACGAAUCGGCUUGCACUAUCUCAGCGAAACUGCGCCCCGAUUAGCCUCGGAGUGUCUCUCAGGGUCAUGACUGUCCCCCAAAAAUCGAAACCGCCAUGUGAGAAAAUUGGACAAUACCCAUUCCCGCCGCUGCCAUUGUUUACCAUCCACCGUUGGGGGUGCUAGCCUUUUCACAGAUAUAGUGCUCCUCGAAUGCUGGCUUGUUGACAACGGCUACGGCACAGGGCUCCUCAGUUGAUACAUCUUUGGGUUGACGGGCAGCCAUGUCGCUAGGCAGCUUCCAGCGCAAGAGGCCCAACGUCCGGAACUUGUCGUCUUCGGUGCCAUCUUCCCCCAUCACACAGCCUCCAUCAAUGUCCCUGUCGCCUUCAUAUUUGACCGUCACAGUGUCGCGGUCCUCCCAGGUCGCCCCAACUUUACGUUUGAAGAAGCCUCGAAACAUGGCCCAAGCGAAGUCAAAGUUUGAUCCGGGCGGAGCAAGCGUGUGCAUGGCACGUUCUCGUUUUCCAGCCGUUGAGAAUACGGUAUAGCAUGCAUACUGCUUAGCUCGACUGGAGUCUCCGGCAUGGUCGAUAGAUUCGGGUGUGUAUUCGAAAAGCUGUAAAGUCUGAGCAUAUGGACUUGGAAUGUGCACUCUGAGUUUCGGAUUUGAUUGGGACAGACUUCUUGGGUGGGAGUAUGAUAUGACUGGGUAUCUUGAGAAAGGGUAUGGCGAGGGAAAGUAGUACAUGGUCGUAGGACAAUGUGUGAGUGAGGGACGAGACCAGCCAUUAUUCACCUGAUUCCAGGUGCUCGGGGAUUGUGAAGUUCCACUGCACGAGGAGUCGGUGUAUAGCGGUGCUGGUGGCUGAUCGGUUACACGAUGGGGCUUCUCAGAUGAAACAGGAUAUGUCGUCUCUGACCGGGAAGUAACACAAGAUGCAUAACGCACCUUGAGACGAUGUUUCUCCAGCCUGUUUCGAAGAACAUCUUUCCGGACCAGUGUUAUCAAGUAGAUGAAGCCGUUGCCAUCAAUGUAUGGUUUGUAACCAGCUAGAUCAGGCGGGCGCCUCGUCAGCAUUGUGUCACGUUAAAUGUAGAGUUAGC